UUCGGUAAACUGAUGAUUGGCCGCUGUGCUGACGAACACACACACAAAGAGUGCGGUGCGUACGGGAUCGCGCAUGGCAGCUGGAAACAAGAAAUACCUCAAAAAGAAGGCUGGCGGCAACGCAACUAAACGUCUGCUAACAGCUAACGAGUAUAAAAUCAGAAACCGACAAAAUUACAGCCAGUGUGCAUUAUGCUCCAGCGCUCGCCGGGUCUUCUAUGUUGUUAAUCAGACAAUGUCGCAGAGCGAGGCCCUGCGCCACUGCAAAGACAAACAUCAUAACCUCGCCGCUGUGCAAGAUCAGGAGGAUGUAAAGACGAUGAUGAACAUAGAGGACCUUGAGACGAUACUCAAGGAAGAGCAGCUCGCCUGGAUCGGCCUGUCCACCAGAGAGCCACGCUGGAAGUGGUCAUUGUUGGGGCAGACCUUCUACAGAGACCUGAACUACAGCAAGUGGAAUCCCGAACAACCAAACGACACGCAGGACAGAGAAUGUUGUGUUCUGAUGGACCACAAGGGAUACUGGCAUGACGUUAAGUGCGACCAACAGCUUCCAUUCAUCUGCAAUUACACCCUCGUGGAAAAAAACCUGACCUGGUACGAUGCCCAGUCGUCCUGCCAGGGGAACAAGAGUGAGCUGGCUACCAUAAGCAGCGAGCCAGAGAACCACAAAAUUAAACUCCUGCUCGCUGGUCGGCACAAAGCCUGGCUCGGCCUAAAACGCGACUCAUGGAAGUGGUCGGAUGGAAGUGGCUUUGCAUUCUCACACUGGCAAAAUGGAGAGCCUGCCAGUGAGAGUGACAAUGACGUCUGUGUAGUGGCCAACUUUAGUAAUGGAGCACAGUGGAAGAACCACAACUGUGACUCCCAACUCCCCUUUAUUUGCUAUCAUGUGGUUCAGCCCAUGAGGACACUAUUGGUGAGUUUGACUAUGCUGCCGAAGACUGAAUCAGUGGAUCUUAAUCAGGAAGCAGUGAGCACGGCCGUCUUGGAGCGGCUGCAGAAGAGGAUGCAGGACAGCCUACAGAUCCAACAGUUCAAUGUGAGCUGGAAGAUGCUGGAAAACAAAAGAAAAGGCUCUCACCAGGAGAAGAAGACCAAUAACAGUUGAUAAUAAGAUAAAUGAGUUUUAAAUGGUCACAUACUGUAGUUUAUAAGUUCAUAUAGUACACAAAAAUCAGUGAUGCAUUCUUGUUCACCAUUUCUUUAAUCUGAGUCAAAUAUUGAAUUAUGAAAAUUAACCAAUAUUUCAUUUGUUGCGCAUAAGAAAAUAAAAGAAUUUGUCAACCUUUUAAAAAUAUUUUUUUAAACUUGAAGAGCAUUACAGAAAAUACUGUACUGUACCUAUUGUCAUUGCCUUUACAUUUAAGGGAUUGAACACAUUUGUUACACACAAAUCCAAAUUGACAAUUCAUAACAUAACAACCUAGAUAAGGAAUAGUAUUAUUUCUCCAUAUGAUUUAAAAAAACGAAGAAAAAAGACUGUUCAAAAGUCAUUGUUCUUUAAUGUGAUCGAAAUGUCAACUACGAUUAUGGCUGUAGCAAGGUCUGUUUUUCCAAACGCUUUUAAAAACAAAAUUAAUAGGCGCUGCCUCUUAAGUCACAACACCAUUGUAGCAUUAAAAAUUA
Corythoichthys intestinalis (scribbled pipefish) is the source of this 1629-nucleotide messenger RNA. Its product is annotated as C-type mannose receptor 2-like. The record is from RefSeq and is a predicted model, not a curated record. Lineage: Eukaryota; Metazoa; Chordata; Actinopteri; Syngnathiformes; Syngnathidae. The transcript has 6 exons. The coding region runs from base 74 to 1111 and encodes 345 amino acids.